Molecule: messenger RNA, 985 nt
Organism: Lactuca sativa (garden lettuce)
Lineage: Eukaryota; Viridiplantae; Streptophyta; Magnoliopsida; Asterales; Asteraceae
Product: NDR1/HIN1-like protein 3
Biological process (GO): defense response to other organism
Cellular component (GO): plasmodesma; plasma membrane
Source: RefSeq, a predicted model, not a curated record
CCUUCCAUUCUUCACAAUCAACUCACUCUGCAACUCAAUCAUGUCCUCUGAUUCUCACCUCAACGGAGCUUACUACGGCCCAUCAAUCCCACCUCCCUCCAAAAAAUCCCGAUCCUACAACCGCCAUGGCCGCGGCGGCGGAAGCUGCAACCCCUUCUCAUGGUGCUGCAGUUGUCUCUGCGGUUGCAUCUUCAACCUCAUCUUCCAAAUCCUCAUCACCAUCCUCGUCCUCCUCGGGAUCGCCGUCCUCGUCUUCUGGUUAAUCUUCCGCCCCAACGCCCCGAAGUUCCAUGUCAACGACGCUACUCUCACCCAGUUCACCCUUUCCUCCGAUAACAACACUCUCUACUACAACCUCGCUGUGAAUAUGACGUUCCGGAACCCUAAUAAACGGAUUGGAAUUUACUACGACAAAAUCGAAGCCAACGCUGAGUAUUAUGAUAAGAGGUUUGCUUCCAGGAAUUUAGAUGGGUUUUAUUUGGGGCAUAAAAGGGAGAAUAACGUUAACACGGAGUUCGUCGGAGAACAAGUGGUGGUGCUCGGAAAUGGUGAUCGAUCUAAAUAUGAUAGGGAGAGAAACGAUGGGGUGUACAACAUCGAUUUGAAGUUGAGGCUUCGGUUGAGGUUGAAAGUUGGGUGGGCGAAACCCAAAUUCAAACCGAAGUUCGAAUGCGAGUUGAAGAUUCCGGUGACCUCCGGCGGUGUGGUUUCUUCUACGGGAUUUCAAAGGACGAAGUGUGAUUUCGAUUGGUAGAUCAUCAUCAUCAUCCCCAUUGAUGUUUCUUCGAUUGGGUGUUUUGUUCUUCUGAUUCAUCGAGUAUACUCUGAUUAUGCAUUUUUUUUGAAUUUUUCGGGAUUAUUGGUUCAUUUUAGAUCCUACAGUUCAUGAUUAUGGAUUAUUAUUAUUAUUAUUGUUAUUUAUAUUUUAUGUAUAUUCAUUAGCUCUUAUUGUUUAUAAAUAAAGAGAUUUUUAUUUAUUGUGAAA